This is a messenger RNA of Mytilus trossulus (common blue mussel), 684 nucleotides long. RefSeq names its product type IV pilus biogenesis and competence protein PilQ-like. The record is from RefSeq and is a predicted model, not a curated record. NCBI's taxonomy places the organism in Eukaryota, Metazoa, Mollusca, Bivalvia, Mytilida, Mytilidae. The transcript has a single exon. Bases 1 to 684 code for a protein of 227 amino acids.
AUGAUAGCCCCGUCAAAAGAUCAAAUGAUAGCCCCGUCAAAAGAUCAAAUGAAAGCCCCGUCAAAUGAUCAAAUAAUAGCCCCGUCAAAAGAUCAAAUGAUAGCCCCGUCAAAAGAUCAAAUAAUAGCCCCGUCAAAAGAUCAAAUGAUAGCCCCGUCAAAAGAUCAAAUGAUAGCCCCGUUAAAAGAUAAAAUGAUAGCCCCGCCAAAAGAUCAAAUGAUAGCCCCGUCAAAAGAUCAAAUAAUAGCCCCGUCAAAAGAUCAAAUAAUAGCCCCGUCAAAAGAUCAAAUAAUAGCCCCGUCAAAAGAUCAAAUAAUAGCCCCGUCAAAAGAUCAAAUAAUAGCCCCGUCAAAAGAUCAAAUGAUAGCCCCGUCAAAAGAUCAAAUAAUAGCCCCGUCAAAAGAUCAAAUAAUAGCCCCGUCAAAAGAUCAAAUAAUAGCCCCGUCAAAAGAUCAAAUGAUAGCCCCGUCAAAAGAUCAAAUAAUAGCCCCGUCAAAAGAUCAAAUAAUAGCCCCGUCAAAAGAUCAAAUGAUAGCCCCGUCAAAAGAUCAAAUGAUAGCCCCGUCAAAAGAUCAAAUGAUAGCUCCGUCAAAAGAUCAAAUAAUAGCCCCGUCAAAAGAUCAAAUGAUAGCCCCGUCAAAAGAUCAAAUGAACACAAGGCUUGUGAAACGCAAUUUACUUUGA